This is a messenger RNA of Doryrhamphus excisus (bluestripe pipefish), 2735 nucleotides long. RefSeq lists its product as uncharacterized. Lineage: Eukaryota; Metazoa; Chordata; Actinopteri; Syngnathiformes; Syngnathidae. The record is from RefSeq and is a predicted model, not a curated record.
AUACAGUAUGCAGCUAAAUGUUUUAAUUUACAAUCAGAAUAAAAAAUGUAGGUAAUCAAAAAAAUAUUUUAUCAAACAUCAGCAAUUUAACAAUAUAUAAAUAAGACAAUGGAACAACAGCAACAAAAGAAUACAAUUAUUCCCUUUUAUUACAUAUAAUAUGAAAAUAAUUAAUUGUAUAGUUUUACCCAAAGCUCUGUGUCCAGAAGCUUAUUAUUAGUUGUUUUUCACUAAAUAUUGAAUAAAUAUAACAAUAUGUGUCCAUCAAUAUAACAACAUGAACAGGGAAAAAAACAUGGCUAUUUGUGACAAUAAACAGACAAGAUAAAUGGAAUCCAAGACAGUCUGUUAUUGUGGGCGGUUCCGCGGGUCACGUGAUGGGAAACGUGCAUCUGUUCUCGCUGGAGACAGCAUGGAGAGAUAGAUGGCCUCGAGGAUUCGUUCCUUUCAGCUGUUGAAAAGACUGCCUCGUUAUGUUUUUUUAAGCUUGAUCUAGUUCAUAUUUUAUUAGCUGGUCAAUUGAACGAGUUAACGGAGACGAGUACCCGUCAUUAUCAAAUAAAAAAAUAAAAAAAAUCACGAGGUUUGACUGACUCAAACUUUUAAGACUCGCGCAUCUGUUGUUGCGAUACAAAGUUUUAAAAAAACGACUCGUUCACGAAAGUCACAUUUCGAACAGCUCGCAUCUGGGAAUAGCUCUUGACACAAAGUUAACACCAAAAUAAGUAUUUACAAUGAGGGACAUUAAGAUAUGCCGAAUCUCUGUUAUUAUCUUGUGUGCGGUGAUGUUUGUGGUCGUUUUGGUGGUUAACGCUUUGGCGGGAUCGGGUAAAGGUCCCUUCCAUUCCUCUACAGGUAAUGUUUCAGCCCGUUAUGAGACGGACAUCACCCCCGCUGGGUGGACCUUCUCCAUUUGGGGUGUUAUAUAUACUUGGCUCUCCUUAAUGGUCAUAUAUACGACUCUAUACGUUUUCAGAGGAUCCUGGGCCCAAUGCCUGCUGCCUUACGCCUUCUAUUUCUGCUGGGCUUUCAACAUGUUGCUGAAUAUGAUAUGGCUGCUGUUGUGGGACAGAGAGUUGAUGCUCGCUGCACUGGUUGUGUUGAUCCUGGUAGUGAUUUCCAAUUGCGGGGCCUUGGGAAUAUGUUGCUUUGCCACAGAUUAUUAUGGGCUGUGGCUGAAGACCUAUUACCCGAAAGAUCUGUGCUGUCUCAGGAUUUUGGUCCAGAAUGGUUUGGCUCUCUACACCACAUGGACGGCCAUCGCUUCUUUGAUCAACUUCACUCUGGUCCUUCAGCUGUGGGGCGUGGUCAGGAGCACGGCGGCAACCGCGUGUCUUUGCAUCCUCUUCGCUGAGCUGGUGGCAUGGUUCAUCCUUGAAAACUGGAUACUGGAUCGCUGGGUGCGCAACAUUCUGUCGGUGUACCCUGUCGUGAUCGUGGCGCUGCUUGGAAAUGUCUGGAAACAUUUUGUCCCAGCUGACCCCACUCCAAAUGCGAUCUUUAUGGUUACUCUGCUGGUGUUGGCGUGUAUCCUGCUGCUGUUCCGAGUGUGUAACGUCAUCUGGAGAAACAAACGGAGACCCCUCUUCUCUCCAGGCUCCACACGCUCGCUGAAUUCACCUCUUGAUGGAAGCAAGUUUAAGAUCUUAACCUAAAUAGCUGGCACCACCUUCAGAUCACAGACACAGUUUAAGACCUGCCUUAAAGCAUAUUUGAUAUAUUCCAGUACUUUAUCCAAGUACAUACUGCGGAACCUGGGUACGCGUUGUUAAUUCAUUCCAUAAGGUCCCACUAGAACGGAAACAUACUCUAACCAAAUCACAUUCAUGUUAUUUCUUAUUGGAAUGGUUGAUUUGGUUUGAGUCGGACCUUAUGGAAUGAAUUAACGACGUAGCCAAGGUUCCUCUGUAAUAUCGAUCCAGUCAACCCAAUCCAGAAAGACAAAAAUGUUCACAUAGUUGGACAGUUAUAAUUGUAAAUGCAGAAAACAGCUCAUGGGAAACAUAUACAUGAGCAUUUAAGGUUACUUUUACCUUUAUGGAAGGCCUCAUUGUCAAUGCUGCCACAUUGUCUGUGGGAACAGCCAAAGAAUCAAAUACUUCUUUCCCUUUAAAUAACUUCUCUUUUAUGUUGUUUUUUUAAAUCAGCAUUUCCUCACUCAACGUUUAUAUGUUGAAGCACAUGGGGGGGGGUGGGGGUAUAGUAUUCAUUCAUUCAUUUUCUACCACUUUUUCCUCACGAGGGUCGCGGGGGGCUGGAGCCUAUCCCAGCUGUCUUGGGGCGAGAGGCGGGGUACACCCCGGACUGGUCGCCAGCCAAUCACAGGGCACAUAUAGACAAACAACCAUUCACACUCACAUUCAUACCUAUGGACAAUUUGAAGUCACCAAUUAGCCUAGCAUGUUUUUGGAAUGUGGGAGGAAACCGGAGUACCCGGAGAAAACCCACACGUGUACAGGGAGAACAUGCAAACUCCACACAGAGAUGGCCGAGGGUGGAAUUGAACCCUGGUCUCCUAGCUGUGAGGUCUGCGCGCUAACCACUAGUCCGCCGUGCCGCCCGGGGCAUAGUAUACCGAAUGAUUUGUUCUAUGUUGUGUUCAGGCUAAUGCUACUGUACGUGUAUCAUUAUGUUCAAGUAUACUCAUAUAAUAACUUUAUUGUGUAUGUCAAUAGACACUAAUACAAUAUGUAAAAAUAAAAUACCAUGUUCCCACCAAGUUCAAGCGUACAUCU